Messenger RNA from Racocetra persica, 414 nucleotides. The record is from the annotation of a GenBank genome assembly. Lineage: Eukaryota; Fungi; Glomeromycota; Glomeromycetes; Diversisporales; Gigasporaceae.
ACCACCGGCAAAUUACAAGCUAAGACCACUGCAAAAGGCCAAGCUAAGACCACUGGCAAAGGCCCACAUACCACCGGCAAAUUACAAGCUAAGACCACCGGCAAAUUACAAGCUAAGACCACUGCAAAAGGCCAAGCUAAGACCACCGGAAAAGGCGUAGCUAAGACCACCGGAAAAGUAGCUAAGACCACCGGAAAAGGCCAAGCUAAGACCACUGGCAAAUCUAACCAUGCGACCACCACCGGACAUGUUAAACAAUUGACCACCGGCAAAGGCAUAGCUAAGACCACCGGAAAAGUAGCUAAGACCACCGGAAAAGGCGUAGCUAAGACCACUGGAAAAGGCCAAGCUAAGACCACUGGAAAAGGCCAAGCUAAGACCACCGGCAAAGCCCAAGCUAAGACCACCGGCCAU